UCUGCAGCACCUCCUGCAGCUGCAGCAGCAGUGAAGGAGGAAGAGGAGGAGAAUGAGGUGGAGCAGAUUUUGGACCACAGAGUGGUAAAUGGAAGAGUAGAGUUUCUGCUGAAAUGGAAGGGGUUCACAUGGGAGCCUCAAGACAACCUGGACGGCCCCGACCAUAUCGCAGAGUACAUGCAGAAACACAAGGAGAAGGAGGAGAUAAAGAAGGAGGGCAAGAAGAAAGUUGUGAGUGAGGCCUCGGGAGACUCAGAGGAGCGAGGGAGCAAGAGGAAGAAGGAGGAGGAGCCCUCAGCAGACGUCAAGCUGGCGACCGUAGGAGGAAAGAAGGGCAAGAAGGCCGAUGAGGAGGAGGAGCAGCCUGCAGCACCUCCUGCAGCAGCGGAGGAGGAGGAAGAGGAGGAGGAGCAGCCUGCAGCACCUCCUGCAGCAGCAGAGGAGGAGGAGGAAGAGGAGGAGGAGCAGUCUGCAGCACCUCCUGCAGCUGCAGCAGCAGUGAAGGAGGAAGAGGAGGAGUAUGAGGUGGAGCAGAUUUUGGACCACAGAGUGGUAAAUGGAAGAGUAGAGUUUCUGCUGAAAUGGAAGGGGUUCUCAGAUGAGGAUAACACAUGGGAGCCUCAAGACAACCUGGACGGCCCCGACCUUAUCGCAGAGUACAUGCAGAAACACAAGGAGAAGGAGGAGAAAAAGAAGGAGGGCAAGAGGAAAGUUGUGAGUGAGGCCUCGGGAGACUCAGAGGAGCGAGGGAGCAAGAGGAAGAAGGAGGAGGCGCCCUCAGCAGACGUCAAGCUGGCGACCGUAGCAGGAAAGAAGGGCAAGAAGGCCGAGGAGGAGGAGGAGCAGCCUGCAGCACCUCCUGCAGCAGCAGUGAAGGAGGAAGAGGAGGCAUAUGAGGUGGAGCAGAUUUUGGACCACAGAGUGGUGAAGGGAAGAGUAGAGUUUCUGCUGAAAUGGAAGGGGUUCUCAGAUGAGGAUAACACAUGGGAGCCUCAAGACAACCUGGACGGCCCCGACCAUAUCGCAGAGUACAUGCAGAAACACAAGGAGAAGGAGGAGAAAAAGAAGGAGGGCAAGAAGAAAGUUGUGAGUGAGGCCUCGGGAGACUCAGAGGAGCGAGGGAGCAAGAGGAAGAAGGAGGAGGUGAGUGAAGGAAAGAGGUUACUCCAGACUGAAGAGUCCCAGAAAUCUAAUCUCAAUAUUAAUGAAUGCACACAGAGGGUUUCACAAAUGUCUUUUAGGAUUUAUAUAGAAAUGACUCUCCACAUUGCAAUAUGCACAUGCAUAUACAUACAUGUAAAAUAGUAGAGGUGCAAUGGAUCACCAAACUCACGGUUCGGUUUGGAUCACGGUUUUGAGUCACAGAUGGGAUACAUUUUUCGGAUCAGCACAAAAAAGGGAGG
This is a messenger RNA of Sander lucioperca (pikeperch), 1403 nucleotides long. Its product is annotated as cilia- and flagella-associated protein 251-like. Bases 178 to 1305 code for a protein of 375 amino acids. The transcript is spliced from 5 exons. NCBI's taxonomy places the organism in Eukaryota, Metazoa, Chordata, Actinopteri, Perciformes, Percidae. The record is from RefSeq and is a predicted model, not a curated record. Gene Ontology annotation, biological process: negative regulation of transcription by RNA polymerase II; chromatin organization. Gene Ontology annotation, cellular component: pericentric heterochromatin. Gene Ontology annotation, molecular function: chromatin binding.